Molecule: messenger RNA, 442 nt
Organism: Periconia digitata
Lineage: Eukaryota; Fungi; Ascomycota; Dothideomycetes; Pleosporales; Periconiaceae
Source: the annotation of a GenBank genome assembly
UAUAGUACUGCUCCAGGUACUCUGUUUGGUAAAGAAGCAGUUUAUCCUUAUCCACAAUGAUUGUACAUCAUCAUGCAUGUUACCGAUCUUAUAAAAGUCCGUGACACACAUAUCCAUCGUCAAUCACUACAUACAUAUGUACAAUUAAACCUAAGCGCUACUACCUCGGUCACCGUCUUGCUUCGCCCUGGUUUCAUACCACUUCUCGUGCCACUUGAGAAAAGAUAUAAAGCUUAUUUGCAGCCCAAACUGGACUUCCUCUCGUGCAUUGGUAGACUGAUUCAUUGAUUCCAAACGUCGUCCUCCCGUCUAUGUAAUCAACCUUGUAUAUGCCAACUCCACGCUCCUGUAUACGCCGUAUUCUCAAAUGCUCACUCGCAAAAGCGCCGAUUCCACACCCUUCAUGCUUCCUGUACGUAUGUGCACGUACAAUCGCUUCUCG